AUGACAUGUCCCGACGAGAACACUGAAUCGAGCAAAAAGGUUUCCAAAGCGCAUCAAGCUAUUUGGACCUAUGAUCUGAAGCUGGACCCCAGGACUAAUCUCCGCAAGUCUGAAGUCUUGAGCUAUGGAGGUCCAAAUGCCAGAUCCAUCUUGACAACCUACGUGCAUGCGCUUAAUUAUGAUUCCCUACGCUUCAUCGGCCCAGACGGAUGCGCCUACAUGUGGGUUACGAGCACCAAGGUAUCGUCCAUUCACGGCUCCAGGUAUGACACACUAAGACAUGCUCUCUUUGUUGCCAUGGGCAACAUCGCGGAUCCGCUUUAUGGCAGUAUCGUUGCAGAUCACUGCUUCUGGGACGGAUAUGGUGAUGGAAGUGGAGGGUCUUUGCCUGAUGAAUCGGUUCAUAUUCGUUCGGCAACUAUAGAUUCAGCGAUGGUUGUGGCAACAUUACAGGUGAUGAAAGAUUGGGAGAAGCAUACGCUCAGACAAGAGAAAAGGAAGAACCCCAAGGCCUUCGCAGCAGCGGAAGAGGAAGCCAGGGGUUGUGAGCUUGGAACCUUCAGCUAUUGGAAAGCUUGA
Molecule: messenger RNA, 579 nt
Organism: Alternaria alternata
Lineage: Eukaryota; Fungi; Ascomycota; Dothideomycetes; Pleosporales; Pleosporaceae
Exons: 1
Coding region: 1-579 (192 amino acids)
Source: RefSeq, a predicted model, not a curated record